UCGCGUUAAGCCCGUAAUCGGUACAAAACGUCGAAACGACGGGUGUCGACGGUGAAACGAUAUUUUUUUCCUCUCCCCCCUCCCAUCCAUUGCGAGGAUGUUAUCGAAGGUAGUUUUGUUGGUGGCGCUCGCUGCCAUUUGCGGCGCGCAGGACGCCUCCUACGCCAGAAGGCAUACCGCUGAUAUGGAUUUCCUUCACAAGCAAAAGAAGAUAUUCGACCUGUUGCUUUACGUAAGGCAGGCAGACUUGAGCGAUGCAGAGUGGUACGAUGUAGGCAGGAACUAUGACAUGGAGAGCAAUAUGGACAUGUACAAGGACAAGAAUGUUGUACAAAAGUUCCUGUGGUGGUACAAACAGGGAAUGUUCCUAUCGCGUAGUGCCAUUUUUACUCCGCUUAACUCUGAGCAGAAAUACGAGGUGAGAAUGUUGUUCGAGUUAUUAUACAAUGCGAAAGACUUCCAAACGUUUUACAAAACUGCCGCUUGGGCCCGACUUCGGAUGAAUAGCGGCAUGUUCACCACAGCGUUUUCUAUCGCUGUCCUCUACAGAUCUGACACUAAAUACAUGAGAGUUCCCGCGAUCUACGAGAUCUAUCCCAAUCAUUUCUUCGACUCGAGUGUUAUAGAAGAGGCACAAUACUUAAAAAUGUCUCGAGGCUCUAGCGUUGUGACUGGAAUGAACAAUAUCGAAACAUAUAUAGUGAACACGAAUUAUUCCAGUAAAUAUAUGAGGGAAUACAAUGAUCCGGAAUACAAGCUUGAUUACUUCAUGGAAGAUGUUGAAUUGAAUGCAUAUUAUUACUACAUGCGUGAAAUGUUCCCUUAUUGGAUGUCCAGCAAUCAAUACCACAUGCCCAAAGAAAUACGUGGACACCUUUACUAUUUCUUUCACAAACAAUUGAUGGCUAGGUACUUCCUCGAACGAAUGUCAAACGAUCUUGGUAAAACGGCGGAAUUCGAUUGGAAUAAGCCCAUCUAUUCUGGAUUUUACUCCACCAUAAUGUACUCCAAUGGUGUAACUUUCCCACAGAGAAAUAGAUUUUCCUCUUUGCCCUAUUAUAAAUAUAAAUAUCUUAACGUAAUCAACGCGUUGGAGAUGCGUAUAAUGGACGCUAUCGAUUCCGGAUACUUGAUAGACGAAUAUGGAAAGAAGAUAGACAUUUAUACACCAGAAGGUCUAAAUAUGCUUGGCAAUGUGAUAGAAGGAAACAGUGACUCUAUUAAUAUGAAAUUCUACGGUAUGUACGAUGCUCUUGCUCGUGAUAUCCUGGGCUUCAACCUUGACUUCCAGAACAAAAACAAUUUAAUCCCGAGCGCCCUUCAAAGUUAUUCUACCAGCAUGAGAGAUCCAGCUUUCUAUAUGCUCUACAAAAAAAUCUUGAAUUAUUUCUUGAGAUACAAGAAAUUGCAGCCUCAGUACAGUCAAAGUGAACUGCAGAUGCCAGGAGUUAAAUUCGAAUCUGUGAAUAUCGAUAAACUGUACACGUACUUUGACAAAUGUGACACUCUGAUCAACAAUGCAGUGUCAGUAGAAAACUUCAAAGGUGGAAUGUAUUUACGUUUGAAGGCGCGUCGUGCUUGUAUGAACUACGAGCGAUUCACUUACAAAAUAAACAUCAACAGCGAUAAGGAAACGAAAGGAACGAUGAGAAUCUUCCUUGGGCCAGCCUUUGACGAGAUCAAAAAUGAUAUGGUCUAUCUACAGAAAUAUUUCUAUCUGUUCAUGGAAAUGGACCGAUUUGUCGUAACACUCCGUCCCGGAAGGAACAGCAUCGAACGCCACAGCUCGGAAUCACCAUUCACGACGUCGAGUAUAAUGCCAAGCGAUGUAUUCUACGACAAACUGAACAAAGCGAUCAGCGGAAGCGAACCAUUCACUUAUUCUGAAAAAAUAUUGGGCUUCCCCGAACGUCUCAUCUUGCCGCGUGGUAAACCGGAAGGUAUGAGGUACAAGAUGUUCUUCUUCCUGAGCUCGAUGGACGAAAGCAACACGAAAUCGUACGAAAUACCUUUAUACGGAAAAAUGACAUUGGAUGACAAGCUGUUCGGAUUUCCAUUGGACAGACCCAUGUGGGCAUGGAACUUCACCAUUCCUAACAUGUACUUCAAGGAUGUGUUCAUAUAUAAUCGUCCAAACGAGGAGAGUAUGAAUUAUCUGGCCCGGUCUCUUCCAACUACGGUUCAACGAAUGAUCGUGAUCAUGAAGGCCGGUUUCCUAUUUUUCGCGAGUUUCUGUUUGCUUGUCCAGGCAGUGCCCAACAAGGUCGCCGACAAGACAUAUAUCACUAGGCAGAAGAACAUCUACGAACUCUUCUGGCAUGUGGACCAACCGACCGUUUACCAUCCGGAACUCUACCAGAAGGCGCGCACUUUCAAUCUCGUUGAAAAUCUCGACAACUACAAUGACAAAGAAGCGGUGAACGAGUUUAUGCAACUCUUGAAACAUGGAAUGCUUCCACGUGGCCAAGUGUUCACGAUAAUGAACAAGGAAAUACGCCAUCAAACCGUGGUGCUUUUCCGUCUUCUGCACAGCGCCAAAACAUUCGACGUGUUCUAUAACACAGCUGUCUGGGCCAGAUUCAAUGUAAACGAACAAAUGUUCUUGUACGCGUUAAGCGUAGCCGUGAUCCACCGUGUUGACACCAAACUGAUGAAAUUGCCGCCAUUGUACGAGGUGAUGCCACAUUUAUUCUUCAAUGAUGACGUUAUGCAGAGAGCUUACAAUAUCGCCAUGGGUGACACAGCUGACAUGAAGAAAACUUAUAACAACAUCGAUUAUUACUUACUUGCGGCAAAUUAUACCGGAUGGUACUUAACCAAACACAACGUACCCGAGCAGAGAUUAAAUUACCUCACCGAAGAUGUUGGCCUCAACUAUUUCUACUUCCUGUAUAAUCACAAUUUUCCACCUUUCAUGCUUUCAAACUCGCUCAGCUUUCCACAAAUUCGCGGUGAAUUCUAUUUCUUCCUCCAUAAGCAGCUAUUGAACAGAUAUUACCUUGAGAGACUUAGUAACGACAUGGGUGAGGUUAGUUAUGUGAGCCUAGAACAUCCCAUACCGACUGGAUAUUAUCCUACCAUGAGAUUCCGCAAUGGACUUGCCUUCCCCCAAAGAGAAACUGGUGCUACAGUUCCACUCCAUAUGCAAAAAUAUGUUCAAAUGAUCCACGAUUUCCAUACCAGGAUCUCAACCGCCAUCGAUCUUGGCUACGUUGUAGAUGCAUAUGGCAAUCACGUCAAGCUGUACACGAAGCAAGGACUGAACGUUCUUGGUAAUAUCGUUCAAGGUAACGCAGAUAGCGUUAACGUACAAUUAUACGGAAAAUUGGAUCUGCUCAUGAGAAAAGUCCUCGGUUUCGGUUACGAAUCCAACGUCAAGUAUCAAGUCGUGCCAUCCGCUCUUCAAAUGUGGUCUACCAGCUUGAGAGAUCCUGUAUUCUUUAGCAUAUACAAGACCAUCGUUGAUUAUUAUCACAAAUACAAGGAGAACCUUCCGAAGUACACCGCGGAAGAAUUAAAUUUCCCAGGUGUAAGCAUCGAAUCCGUGUCCGUGGACAAACUCGUCACUUAUUUUGAUCAUUUUGAAUCCUUGUUAAACAAUGGAGUGUCGAUUCAAAGUCACGCAAAAGCCAAGAGCACCAUGAUCAAAGCUCGACAAUACAGGCUGAACCACAAACCUUUCACUUAUCACAUCACCGUGAAUAGCGACAAAAACAUCAAAGGUAUAGUCCGUAUCUUCCUUGGACCGAAAUACGACGAGUUCGGCCAUGAAGUUGACCUCGUGCACAAUUACAUGAACUUCAUGCAGAUGGACGAGUUCGUGGUUAACCUGAAAAGCGGAAGCAACACGAUCGAGAGAAACAGCCACGAAUCCAUCUUCGUCGUCCCCGACGAAGUUCCCAGCGAUGUGCUGUACAACAGGCUGGUGGUCAGCGAGGACGGUAGCGAGUCCUUCAAGUAUUCUUCCCAGCCUUACGGCUUCCCUGAGAGGCUUCUUCUGCCCAAGGGCAAGAAAGAAGGUAUGCCGUACAAUCUGCUCGUGGUCGUCUCGCCAUUCGACGACUUGAACGUCGUCCAAAUAGACUCCCCUGUAUUGGGCCGCAACAUUUACGAUGGACGUUCUAUGGGCUACCCUCUGGACAAGCCUGUCGAUCCUUUGUUUUUAGUCCUGUCCAAUGUCCAAAUGAAGGAGGUUCUCGUUCAUCAUAGGGAGAUGGAGGAGUUGAACGUUGCCCUGGGGUAUAAGAGUAGCCGCGCUUCAAGCAUCUCCACUCUCAGAUUCUGCGGUUUUCAUCUUCUCGAAAAUAUGUUUAUACCGUCGCAAGUAUGGCUGGUUGGCUUAUUGGCCUUCAGUUUGGUCGGUGCAGAAUAUUACGACACGAAAACAGCGGACAAGGAUUUCCUUUUAAAACAGAAGAAGGUGUAUAAUCUGCUUUAUCGCAUCGCUCAACCAGCUUUGGCGAACAUUACAUGGUAUAACGAGGGUCAAGCAUGGAACAUAGAAGCCAACAUCGAUUCCUACACCAAUGCGGCUGCGGUGAAGGAAUUCCUUUCUAUAUACAAACAUGGGAUGCUUCCACGUGGAGAAUUAUUUUCUCUCUAUUAUCCGCAACUCCUUAGGGAAAUGGUAGCUUUGUUCAAAUUGUUCUAUCAUGCGAGAGAUUUCGACAUUUUCUUCAAGACAGCUCUCUGGGCGAAAAACAAUAUAAACGAGGCGCAAUACAUAUACGCUUUGUACAGCGCCGUGAUUAGAAGACCGGAUACCAAAUUCAUCCAAUUGCCACCAAUUUACGAGAUAUGCCCCUAUUUCUUCUUCAAUUCAGAAGUAUUGCAAAAAGCCAAUCACGCUCUGAUUUUUGGGAAAUUAGACACAAAAACAACUGGAAAGUACAAAGAAUACAUAAUUCCAGCAAAUUAUUCGGGCUGGUAUCUGAAUCACGAUUACAACUUGGAGAAUAAACUAAAUUAUUUUAUCGAGGAUAUCGGAUUAAAUACUUACUAUUUCUUCUUGCGUCAAGCAUUCCCAUUCUGGUUACCAUCGAAGGAAUAUGAUUUGCCGGAUUAUCGUGGAGAAGAAUACUUAUAUAGUCACAAGCUAUUAUUGAACAGAUAUUACUUAGAAAGGCUUUCCAAUGAUUUACCUUAUCUCGAGGAGUUCGACUGGCAGAAACCAUUUUACCCUGGUUAUUAUCCUACCAUGACUUAUUCUAAUGGAUUACCAUUCCCCCAAAGGCCGAUCUGGAGCAACUUGCCCAUCUACAAAUACAAAUACAUCAGGGAAAUUAUAAACAAGGAAUCGAGAAUAUCGGCAGCAAUCGAUUCUGGUUAUAUUCUGAACAAUGAUGGAAAGUGGCACAAUAUUUAUAGCGAGAAAGGUUUGAACAUUCUUGGAAAUAUAAUCGAAGGUAAUGCCGAUUCGUACAACACUGAAUUCUAUGGUAGCAUCGAUACACUUGCGAGGAAAAUCCUUGGUCACAAUUUAGAAGCAGCAAGCAAGUAUCAAAUUGUUCCUAGCGCCUUGGAAAUUUUCUCCACAUCUAUGAAAGAUCCCGCAUUCUAUCGAAUCUAUAAAAGAAUAACUGAUUAUUAUUAUAGCUACAAAAUGCAUCAAAAACCGUACAAUAAAGAUGAAAUUAUUUAUCCCAAUUUGAAGAUCGAAUCUUUUACUGUGGAUAAAUUAAUUACAUAUUUUGAACAAUUUGAUGCAACAAUCAAUAAUGGAUUGUUACUUGAAGAACAAAGAAAUGAUGAUAAAUUGUUUUUAAUUAAAAUUAGACAGUAUCGUUUAAAUCACAAACCGUUUAACUUCCAUAUUACUAUCAAUUCUGAUAAACCAAUGAAAGCAGUCAUUAGAAUUUUUAUCGGACCAAAAUAUGAUUCGCAUCACAAACUGAUUGAAAUUCCAGAAGAUCUGAAAUACUUUUACGAAAUUGACAAUUGGAUGCUAGAUUUGAAUUCCGGUUUGAACAAAAUUACACGUAACAGUUUAGAUUGUUUCUUCACGAUGAAUGAUCUAGAGCCGAGCGAGAUAUUUUAUGAAAAGAUCGAAACAUCUCUCAACGGUGACAAACCAUUCACUUACAAUGAAAGAAUUUUUGGAUUCCCAGGAAGAUUGUUAUUGCCCAGGGGUAAAAAGGAAGGAAUGCCAUUCCAGCUGUUCUUAUACGUUAGUCCAGUCUCUUCGGAAUAUAAUCAAUACAAUUCGAGAAUAUGGGGUGAUUACAAAUUUGACAAAAGACCGUUUGGUUUUCCGUUAGAUAAACCUCUCUAUGAUUUCAAUUAUGAUGAGUCUAAUAUGUUGUUCAAAGAUAUUCUUAUUUAUCACAAGGAUGAAUUUGAUAUGAAUAUCACUUACUAAUUAUUUUCUUUUUUUAUUUGUAUCUUUCACAUUUAUUUUUAUAAUAUUAUAAUUUUGUAAUAAAUGUCUUCUUUUAUCCCCCAA
Apis cerana (Asiatic honeybee) is the source of this 6442-nucleotide messenger RNA. RefSeq lists its product as uncharacterized. NCBI's taxonomy places the organism in Eukaryota, Metazoa, Arthropoda, Insecta, Hymenoptera, Apidae. The record is from RefSeq and is a predicted model, not a curated record.